Molecule: messenger RNA, 3096 nt
Organism: Stylonychia lemnae
Lineage: Eukaryota; Ciliophora; Spirotrichea; Sporadotrichida; Oxytrichidae
Source: the annotation of a GenBank genome assembly
AUGAGUUAUUCGCAGGAAAAAUACCAUUUAAAUGAGAUCUCACCUAAUCAGGGCAGAGACAGAAAUGAGCAAAAUGACUCUCAAGACUAUAAAGACGAUAGAGAAGGGGAUUCAAGAUUUUCUCCAUCUAUACUAAGUAAAAGUAUUGAUGAGAUGAGAACUAGCUUACAUAUGAGAAGCUCAAAGAGAGACGAGAGAGCAGGAGCGUUUUCUAGAAACAGCCAUUCACCUGUUCACAAAAUCGUUGAAGAGUAAGAGGAGUAUAAAGAGGAAAAUAAAUAUAAUAAUUAAUAGUUACCAGAUGAUGAACACCAAGAAACCGAAUUAUUUGAUAAAUUUGAACAAGAAAAGGACACUCUCAGGGAAAUAUUUAAAGAAUAUUAGAAUGAACUAGGAGUUCUUGCUUUGGAUAGCAUUGAAUUGUACUUAAAUCAUAUCUCAAAACUUCUACUUAAGAUGACCAAUUAAAAUGUUAUAAAUGAAAUGAGAUUACAACUUGAAGCUAAGGUUGCCCAGAUAAUUUAAUCCAAGAUAUCAUAGCAUAGACAUUAAUUGCAUAACAAUCAAUCAAAGAACAAAAGAAAUACAAAUAGUAUAAAUGACUAGCUUAAUUCUGAAGUCGGUAUUACUUUUAAUGAGCUAUUUCAUGAGUUAUUUAUGUCUAUUCUUUCAGCAGUUAAACGUUUCAAGACCGAUGAAAAGUUUAUGGAUGAUAUGUAAUUGACCUAAAGAUCUGAUGAUAAGAUUAGCGUUAAUUUUAGUCCAAGACCACAUUUAGAACCAGAUCAAUUGAUUCAGUUAAAUAACAUAAUAUUCAGCAGGAAACAAGAAAUUGAUUACAGCAAACUAGAUGAUACAAAGAAGUUGAAGAUUUAAAGACUUUAAACUGUGUUUGAUAAUGAGAAACAUGGAACUGACUUUACUGAGCAAAUGUAUAAGAUGAGAUAAAAUACAAGGAAUAACAAUUUAAGAAACAAAGAUUAUCUAAAAACUAUAGUUGAUAAAGUUAUUGAUAAUCUUGAUUUACAAGGACUAUCUGCCACAAGUAAAGUUUCUCCUUAAAAUCUAAAUUAUGAUAAGAUUUUAAGCGCUUUUAAGAGAGCAUUCAUCAUUAAGGAUAGCGGGGAGUAUGAAAUUAUAGACAAGGAUGAGUAAGAAGAGUAAGAUCUGGCUGAAAUAGAAGGACUCGAUGAUUUUUUACUGAUGGAUUAAGAAAAUCAAAUAAAGAGUCCAACAUUAAUGGACUAACUUAAAGACACAAUCAAAACCUAUCAAACAUUGAUUGAUUCAAAGAAAUUUAAAUCAGAGACUGAAAAAACAAAGAUACAAAAGAUACUAAAGACUUUGCAAAGUUAAUUAGAUGCUCAAAUGAGGGAGACAGUGAAAAUUAAUAAGUUAAACUCUCAAGAAUCAAAUAAGUAAAUUAAGUAUCACAAAAUAGAGACUAAAUACUUCAUGCCUAAUGUGUAGAAGUUGAGUGAAAUAGAGAAUAAGAAUCAGCAAACGCUCAAAGACGAAAAAAGAGAUAAGGUAAUCAGAGGCAUAUUUGAUUUUUAUUGCAGAUAGCAGUUGCUAGUAGGCAAAAAAGCGACAUUUGAGGAGAUUUAAAGAGAAUUCAAUAAUAUGAAUAUGGGGGAAUUUUAUAGAUUUUGCCUUGAUUUCAAGAUUCCUUAGAAAAAAGAUAAAAUCAUAGAGCUUUUUAAAAAAUAAUCAUCCAAUCACAGAGAAAUUUCUUAUGAAAACUUUAAGGAUAUCAUUUAGUCUAUUUUCAUAGAAGUUAACAAGGAAAGAGCCAGAAAUCUUAAAAACCGGUUGGAUAAUAUUGAUAAGCAAAAUAUUAUUGGAAUGGCAUUAUUCAAAGACGCUUAGAAAUAACUGAUUAUGAUCAAAAAGAAAUCAGCAGAACAAAUUAUGGAGGAAGCUUAUCAAUUCUUGGAAAUCGAUCAACCUUCUAAAGUAGAAUAAAAGAAAAAAGGAAUAGCCUUACCAUUUAAUGUUAGAGAUAAAGAUGUCCCAUUUGAAUUUACUUCCACUGGAAAAAUAAAAAUGAGAUAGUUAUCUUAAGAAGAAAAAACAGAAAUAAAAGCAAAAGUUAAGCAACUUAAAAUUCUGAGAGAUCUUAAGAAAAAGGAAGAAUUUCUGGAAUAAUAAAAUAAAUACUACAAAAUGAGAUAAAAAUUACAGUCAUAGUUAGAGGGCACUCAUGGUUCACAAUAUGAAGGAUCUAGAUCGGGAUCUAAACAAGGAAUAUUUAGGAAUGGAUAACUUGAAAAGAAUAGGACAUAAUUUACGCUACAAGAAUUAACGGCAUUAAACUAUAAAGAACUUAAUAGUAGGGGAGAGGAUGAUUUUAAUCCAAGUAUCUUUGGGUUUGAAAAGGAUCCUUAAAUGCCUGUUCAUGGAUCAGUGUCAAACAGAAGUAAGAUGUCCGUGCUAUUAGCACCCAAUCAAAUGACAAAUGAGUACCAUUCUAGUUCAGCAGUAAUAGUUUUGUAAGAUGAUGCUGAGAUUACUUAGAAUGGAGUUUAAAAUGGGUUGAUUUGGAAUAGAGGAAACGUAAUGCCCUUAGAUAGAUUUUAGCAAUAGCAAUAAUAGCAACAGCAACUCAGGCUUAUCAAUUAGAAAAAAGUUAAUACAAAACCACCUUUCAGUGUCAAUGGUGCCUUAAAUCAUGGCAGAUAGUAGCCAACCUAAUAAUUAAUGGAUUAGUCUAAUCGAAUAUUUACACAGCAAAUUCCAAAAGCUAUUGGGACAGAUGUAACAAGGUUUAGAAAUAAUGAUGCCUCCAAGAUAGGAACUUGGGUAGACUAAUAAUUCUAACUUGGAGUAUAAAAUCCCAUAUUUGGUAAUUAGAGUUCUUACCAGAGUCAUCAAUAAAUACCAUCAGCUAUAAAAUAAUUCCAAAGUUAAGAUUAUAGCCUGCAGCACAAUAUAAAUAAUAUAAGAUAAAGAUAAUCUGCCACAUAUUUAGGACAGAAUUAAUCCCAGUAAAAUUUAAUAAACUAUUACAGUAAAGCGCAAGAUAGAGUACCCUUAGCAUUGCCACCUAUACCAAACACUACUAAAGCUAAUACUUCAAAGUAGAUAAAGAUUUGA